This is a messenger RNA of Actinia tenebrosa (Australian red waratah sea anemone), 1975 nucleotides long. RefSeq names its product FGFR1 oncogene partner 2 homolog. The record is from RefSeq and is a predicted model, not a curated record. Lineage: Eukaryota; Metazoa; Cnidaria; Anthozoa; Actiniaria; Actiniidae.
CACGGCAAAAUGGCGGAUUGAAACACAAGUUUUUCUUCGCUUAAUUCAUAUCAACAGAGACUCAUCUUAAUAAGUACGAAACACGUAGGUACGACAUGGAACAGUUAUUACUAGAUGCUAAGCGGCUGGUGAAGAAUCUAAGAGACCAAGAAACCAUUGCUGAUAGUCUUAUUAAAGAUGCCAAUACUUUAAACAUGAAAAUGGAGGCAUUCAAGCAAUUAAGAGAAGAAGUAACAGAAUUAAAUGAAGUAGCCAAUCACAGGCCUCGAAGCACACUCAUUCUUGGAAGUCAGGAAGAAAAUGCAAGGAUACGUGAAUUACAGCAGGAAAACAUCGAACUCCAGACCUCUCUUGCUGAAUAUCAGUCUGCCUUGGAAUUAAUAAUGGCUAAAUAUAGAAACCAGGUUCUGAAUCUAGUGAAAACCAAAGAGAUUGAGUCAGAUUGCUCUAUGGCAUUAAAUAACUACAAGGAAUUACAAGCAAAAGCAGAACAGAUUAGUGAGAUGGCAGCAAUAAUGUCCAAAGCAAUAUCCAUAGAUGACACUGCUGUACAAGCUGAAGAAGAGAGGUUAGCAGCUCUGGAAAUGGAAAACAAGGGGCUUAGAGAACUACUGAAGAUUAGUGGUCUGUCUGACCAUGACUUAGAGAAUUUCAAAAAGGAACAUAAUAUGUGACAGGUAACCUUAGGGGGGAGGGGUUGAGGGAGGAAGGGGAUUCAAUAGUUCAUAAGAUGAGGGCCCCUUACACAAUAACUGAAAGACAUUGAGUAAGAUAUCAUCAACUUAUCAAGCCUGAAGCUGGUUACAGUAUCUGCCAAAGACAGCUGAAGAGAAAAGCCAAGGUCUUGAUAACCGCAAUGCCAUACAGUAUACUCACUAUCUAGCCUGGCUCUGAUUUGCGGAGAAUAUAUAUUAACCAAUCCUCAAUGGCAUUUGAACUUGUUCAUAAUGUGUAUUUUUAAUAAUCUGUGCACUUAAUAGGUUUUUUUGCAUUCAUUUGCUUAUCCAUGGUGUCAAUUUUAUUCGAGGUCACAUUCAUAGUCCAUUGAAACAUGGCGCACUAUUUUCGCAGAAGGGAAAUAAACCCUAAUUUUAAGUAUACAAUAUAACAUUGGUAUCUUUGAGGCUUUCGCGUUUUGCCAUAAUACAGUAUGGAAUGUAGGAUUUCGGAAAUCAAAUCAUAGAUUUGAUAAAAAACAUGACUUUUCGGCUAUAACUAGUGAUACUGUAGCCUUCAUCAGAAUGAAAAAUCACUGACAAUUUUAAUGUUAAAUACAUGUAAUAAGGCUUCAGCACAUUAUAACACAGCCUUCACAUCUUGAUAAUUUACAUUAUCAUCCUCAACCUUAUCAUUCCAAAUUUUUUUAUAUAUUUGAUAAAAGAUGAUAAUAGGUCACCAGUUGUGCAGUUCAAUGGGGUCAUAUCCUUGUAGAAAGAAUAACACAUUGCUGAAAUGUAAAUAAAUAUAUCCAAUAAAAAUAAUGUAGAUUUAAAGUAAAAGGAUCUAAAUUGGUACAGAAUAUAUAUAAUAGGAGUCGGCUUCCCUGCUGCCGUUCUUAGUGUUGUCACGCAACACCCACUCCCAAUUUUAGUGGGGAAUGAGCGUUGUGUGUCGACACUGAGAAUGGCUUUGAAUGACAUUAAGAAUAUAGGUGUACAUAUUGUGCAGGAUUGAAUGGUCAGGGGAGCUAUUAGGCAGGGGGUCAUUACACUUAUUUCUUUGAUUGCAUGUUAACGUCAUCACGGCCAUGUUGGUACCAUUUAACGAAAGAUUUCUCAUUAGCAUCCAUUGUUAAUGGCACCACAAUAGCCGCUAUGUUUUUGUCUCUUAAUUCCCUUGGGAAUGCUUGCAGCCCAUCAAUAGCUAGCCAAUAGCAAAUGAUAAAUAUACUGUAACCCUGAAGUUUGACAAAUAUACGUGCAAGCGCACUAAAACUAUGCUCUUAUAUCCCUGCUAUUAAACCUUAGUACCUAUU